Saccostrea cuccullata (small rock oyster) is the source of this 274-nucleotide messenger RNA. Its product is annotated as UBX domain-containing protein 7-like. The record is from RefSeq and is a predicted model, not a curated record. The coding region runs from base 17 to 256 and encodes 79 amino acids. Gene Ontology annotation, molecular function: protein binding. NCBI's taxonomy places the organism in Eukaryota, Metazoa, Mollusca, Bivalvia, Ostreida, Ostreidae. The transcript has 2 exons.
CAGCGCGAAGAAAACAAUGACUUCGACGAACGAUAAAAUAGAGCAAUUUUGCUCAAUAACAGGUGCUGAUCAAGAAGUAGGUAGAAAUCUUCUAGAGGCCUGUAAUGGGAAUCUGGAGCUGGCUAUAGAUAUGCACAUGGACAGUGGAGGGGCUCCAGCCCCACCCCCAGCUGGACAGAGGGGGCCACGAUCUGUGCAAAGCAAGUCAUCAUCAACAAGGGGGGCCUCAGCAUCUGCUCCCAUUGAUGUAGAGUAAGUGAACAGAAAAUAUAAA